UGAAGGUGAGUGUAUCAAUCAGCUGAUCAUCAUUAAUUUUUGCCCCUUCUCGUUCAAACGUGUUCAAACGCAUUUUUAAAGCGAUUAAAAAUAAUACGCCAACACUCAUUUUGUUAUAGAAACGCAGUGUUGUAAAAUCUACAGUGUGUUGUGUAUAUUAAUCCUAUCAUGUCAAAAUCGACGAAAACGUUAAGUUGUUCAGUUCGUGCGACAACAUUCUUUUCAACGUAACACCUUCGAAUAAUAAAUCCGCUUGUCAUUCUAUUCAAAAUGAGUAAAGAUAGUGUUAAUCGCGUUCUUAACAAUCAACGGAAAGACACCAAAUGGUCCGUAUAACAUUUAACCAACAAAAAAGAAAGUAUCGAAUAAAUUAGAUAAACUUCAAACGGGAAUUUCUACGCCAUCAUAACAUCGCAUAGCGGCAGUUGUAGCGAAAAUUUCUUGAUUUGCUUGGAACACCUUCAACGAGAUAAAGUGUUUUUGUCGCUGAUCCAAAUGGAUGUUUUUGUCGGCGACAACAUUCAAUAAAAACUAAACGUUUACAAACGGUCUUUAUUAUUAUAAAACAUGGAGGAUUGUAGUAUGUCAGAAGAUGACAACGCUACUGACACUACAAAUCAAGAUAGAGGUGAUCAAAACGUCUUAAUUGAACAACCACAGAAACCACAAGAAGAUAAUAACCACAAGACUGAGCUAAAUUGUAUCAUUGAGGAAUGCCAAGUUCGCGAUUCACCUACAACCAGCUCUAGUAACCAAAAUAAUACAAUCGAUAAACAAGAAAAUGAAAAUGUUGUGUCAGAAGAAAAUCUUAAUAAUCCAUCAGAAGAGUCACCAGAUGAAAAUAAUCGUAAAGAAUGUCCAAGUACCUCAUCUUGGUACCUACCUUCAGAAAAUUCUUCAGAUGAGACCUCACCGUUUAGAAGAGAUUGUGAUAUGCCAGCAGAUCGGCCUGACUCCCCGGCCGUUCUUUCAAAAGAAAAACCUAAACACAACUGGUUCAUUGUAAAAGAAGUAUUAAACCGCCAACUUGGUGGUCCGUCGAAAUUACGCCCUGAACUUUUCUAUUCGCGUUGUUACGGCUCUUUACACUGCGUCCAACGGUUAGAAUUGAUGUACAAACUGGAAUUCCAUCAAGGAUGCGUAAACAGUUUGAAUUUUAACGCGGACGGUUCGCUUUUAGCGAGCGGUUCGGACGAUUUAAAAGUUGCCAUUUGGAAUUGGAAGUGCGGACAGAAAUUGUUAUCUUUCGAUACAAAGCAUCGCGGAAAUGUUUUCCAAAGCAAAUUUUUACCUUUGGAUGGAGACUUGCACAUCGCAACGUGUUCAAGGGACGGUCAGGUUAGGUUGGCUCAAGUUUCAAAACAGGAAGGUUUGAGGAGUACUCGAAAAUUGGGAUCGCAUCGCGGCCCAUGUCAUAAAUUGGCUGUUUUGAAGGAUCAACCACAAAUUGUACUUAGCGCAGGUGAAGAUGGGAUUAUUUUUAGACAUGAUAUUAGGAAUUCUAAACCGGAUAGAGUAACACAUGUAAAGGAUUGUAGUCGUGAAGUUGCUUUGUACAGUAUAAACUCGCAUCCGUUAAAUCCAAAUGAGUUUUGUGUUGGUGGUCGUGAUCAUAUGGUAAGGACUUUUGAUCAAAGGAAUUGUGGACCAUCUGUUAAACCGUUAAAAUGCUAUAAUCCUUUCGAGACAAUCGAUCGUUUACCAUAUCAUGUAACUUGUGCAGUUUACAAUCACAACGGUUCCGAAAUCUUAGCGACGUAUAACGACGAGAAUAUUUACCUCUUCGAUAUCAAUGGAAACGAAGGGAAAUAUCUCCAUCAAUACAUGGGACAUCGAAACGGUGCCACAAUUAAAGGCGUUAAUUUCUUUGGUCCAAACUCUGAGUUUAUUGUGAGCGGUUCCGAUUGCGGUAAUGUUUUCUUUUGGGAUCGAAAUACUGAGGCGAUUGUACAAUAUUUUUGUGCAGAUAAUAACGGAGUUGUAAAUUGUUUGGAGCCACAUCCUCAAGUACCAUACAUUUGCACAAGCGGGCUUGAUUGGGACGUAAAGGUCUGGGUGCCGUCGUACGAAUUCGAACCGGAACUAAAGGGUCUCAGCGAUACAGUGCGUGAAAACGUAAGUGCCGCGUCGCAAUGGUCUUAUAAUACGGAAAUGAGCGGAUAUGAUCACACGCUUUGGGUGCUGUGGAGGCGCGUCAGUAGCUUCCAACGAAUGCCGUAUGAUCUUGGUUUUCGUGGCUGGAUAGAUUUAAGCUCAGACAUAAUAUCAUCGAGUAGUUCAAACAAUUUGGGCAGUGAUAGUAAUUCAGAUUCAGGUGGUGAUGCUCCGCCCAAUUGCACCACAUCCUAAAGAAAAAAUUGUGUUUUUUUUGUACAUUUACCUUUUAGAUUUAAAGUCUGCGUUAAAAUUUAAAGUCAUUUCAAUCAGAGAAAUCGAAAUAAUUGAUUUGUUUUUAGUUUUAUUAUCUCCUGUAAACCGAUUUAGAGUGUAUAUCUGUUAUAUUCAAUAUACUGUAAUAAAGUGUUUGAUAGGAA
Molecule: messenger RNA, 2534 nt
Organism: Onthophagus taurus
Lineage: Eukaryota; Metazoa; Arthropoda; Insecta; Coleoptera; Scarabaeidae
Product: DDB1- and CUL4-associated factor 8
Cellular component (GO): cytoplasm; Cul4-RING E3 ubiquitin ligase complex
Molecular function (GO): protein binding
Source: RefSeq, a predicted model, not a curated record